This is a messenger RNA of Saccostrea echinata, 2063 nucleotides long. RefSeq names its product AKT-interacting protein-like. The transcript has 9 exons. Lineage: Eukaryota; Metazoa; Mollusca; Bivalvia; Ostreida; Ostreidae. The coding region runs from base 16 to 1047 and encodes 343 amino acids. The record is from RefSeq and is a predicted model, not a curated record.
UUACUGAGGGAUUCAAUGGCUAAUGUACCAGUAGCUCUGAUUAAGGCUGUGAACAGUGCCCUCCAAGAAGGAAAGUCCCUUACGUGGAGGGUCCAUGGAGGUGACGAUAAGAUCAUGAUGAACAUCAUGUGGACUCGGACCUCUGUCAAUAAGAAAUCUCUCACAGUUAGACCGGUCAAACCACUGCUAGUGGCAUCUUCUUCCACUGACUCUAGGUCUGAUGAUAGCUUUAGUGUAAAGGAUCCUUCCACUGCUCUUACAUCUGUACCUAAAGAGGGGCGUCGCCAGCUUCCACCAAUACCUAGUCCUGACACACAACUUGCCAUGGCAUCUGAAAUCAAACAGAGGCAGAAUGCCAUGCCAAAAAGUGGUGGAUCUAAUGGGCAUGGGCAGCUAUUUACCGAGUACAAACUCAUGGCUGAGUAUAACUUAUUGAUGUCACACAAAGUCCCUGGCUGUUAUGCAAUACCUUCUGCCCUGACACCACUUAUUUGGCAUGGGGUGUUGUUCAUCAGACAGGGAAUGUAUCAAGAGGGAGUUUUUAGAUUUAUUCUAACCAUUCCUGAGAAUUUCCCUGAUGGAGAUUGUCCUAGUCUAGUCUUUUCCUUCCCCGUCUUUCAUCCUUUAGUGGACCCUACCACAGGAGAGUUAGACGUCAAAAGAGCAUUUCCCAAGUGGAGAAAAAGUUCAAACCAUAUAUGGCAGGUCCUGCUUUAUGCACGUCGUGUUUUCUACAAAAUAGAUACCAAACUUCCCUGGAACAAGGAAGCUGCCUCACUGUAUGACAAUGAGCCAGAUGCUUUUCGAAAAGAAGUCUUGAAGACGGUGAAUACCAGUAAAGAGAAAAUAGAGGAACCAGUUAAAUCAGAUGACCCACAUAUACUCAGGUUCACCCCUCUAGAUCCAAGUGUUCAUGAAGAAGUUCGGAAGCAGAUGAUGAGUAUGCAGGUCAGUCAAAGUGAUCCGGGUGGAGUCAAGCCAGGUCUGUCAUGGAUGAAACCAGGAAGUGUUCAGAUUUUUGCCAGGGAAGAUUCUGCAUUAGCAUAAUUUAAACUUUGUAUAAUGUAUACUGUGUUCUUUCCUUUUUGGGAAAGAGACUUAAACAGUACCCUGUUCUUUUGUCUUGUGGAAAAAAAACUCUAAAGAGAGUGGAUAUGUUUUCUCAUACAAAAACUCCAAACUCUGGUGAGUUGAACAAGAUAUUUAACCCCAAAAUGGUGCUCAUUGUGUUUGUCUGUUUCUUUAUAAAUAUAUAUGACACACACAAACAGUUUGAAGAGGACAUUUCAAUGGAAUGGUUCAUUGCUAUGGUAAAGCACUGGCCAGGAAUAAAUCUAUGCAUGUAUUUUUUUUUCUUCAUUUUUUUAAAAAUAUUUUUUGUUAAAUAAAUAAAUGUUUUUUCGUAGAAAAUAUUUUGCUUUACCAAAUUGGAGAUGGUGAUUUAUAAAAUUUUUAUUUUUUGUGAGUUAUUUUUGCUUCAAGUGCAAAGAUGUGUAUUUUUUGAGGUUGUAAUGCUAUUUAUGCCUUAUUAUGUGACAGUUACCAAAUUAAAGAAAAGUACUUUUAGAAUUUUUACAGUAUUUACAGUAUAUAUCCCGAUCUUAACAAUCUUCAUUAUAUCUGAAAAAGAAUUAAAACAUUGAUUUAGAUGAAAAGAUUUCAGUACAAUUAGGAACAGUAUUUUCAAUGAAAAUUGAUAUUAACUUGUAAUGAAUCCAUGAAGAUUUGCAUGUUGUACAUGUAUAAAUAUGUUCUGUAUGUAUUCUGUCUCCAGUUUAUUUGGUGAUCUGUGUUGAUGCAAUGUCAUCUGAUGAGAGGACAAAACUUUAGUGCUUUGUCAAACUUAGUUUUGUUUUUAUUUUUCAAUUUUUGUUGUUGUUGUUGUCAUUUUUACCAAAAGCAAUGAACUGUAAAGAGAUGAAAAUUUAACUUUAAAGACAUUUUUCAAUAAAGAUUUUUUUUCUCCGCAACUUGAAUAUCUUCAUAUUUUCAACUUUAUGUAACAUUAUAUUGAUUUUGUCACUCUCAUCAGUUGUAUGAAAUGUUGUGCAAAUGCAUUUUAU